This is a messenger RNA of Agelaius phoeniceus (red-winged blackbird), 1530 nucleotides long. RefSeq names its product secretin receptor (gene SCTR). Gene Ontology annotation, biological process: cell surface receptor signaling pathway; adenylate cyclase-modulating G protein-coupled receptor signaling pathway. The record is from RefSeq and is a predicted model, not a curated record. Gene Ontology annotation, cellular component: plasma membrane. Lineage: Eukaryota; Metazoa; Chordata; Aves; Passeriformes; Icteridae. Gene Ontology annotation, molecular function: G protein-coupled peptide receptor activity; peptide hormone binding; secretin receptor activity.
AUGCUCUCUAGAGCUCAGCAGCUGGAGAGAAACAUUGGCUAAGGAUGGUCAAAGCUGGGAAGGGAAAAGGCAAGGAGGGAAAAGGAUGAAGUGAAAAGAGCCAGGAGCCACGCUGGAGAGCAUAAACAGCAUGCUGACUUCUGAUGCAUGAGGCAUGAAGGAAACAGACUGUGAUUGACUAUGUGGACCAUCUGGGUGAUCUUCUGGAUUUCAGCUGUCCCGAUCAAAGCUAUUCCACCUGUCUGCGACCUUCUGAGUGUCCUGAAAAGGGAGGAAGAAAAGUGUGUGGAGACUCUUUCCCUGGAGGCAAGGAACAGAACGACUGAAAAUGAUCUGCUCCUGAGCUCAGGCAGAUGUGCUGGAAUGUGGGACAACAUGAGCUGCUGGCCUUCAUCCACUGUGGGACAGACUGUCAAUGCUCACUGCCCUGAAUUCUUUCAGAUGCUGACUGGGAAAAAAGGUUUUGUGUACCGAAACUGUACAAGUGAGGGCUGGUCAGAGCCGUACCCGAGACCUGACAUUGCUUGUGGCUACAAUGUCAAUGACACCACCAACGAGGCCAGACGUUCCUAUUUCAUGACCCUGAAGACCAUGUACACCAUCGGAUACUGCACCUCCCUUGUGACGUUGAUGAUAGCUUUGGUGGUCCUGGCCUCCUUUAGAAGGCUUCGCUGCACAAGGAACUACAUCCACAUGCAUCUCUUCACAUCGUUCAUUUUGCGAGCCUCAUCCAACUUCAUCAAGGAUGCAGUCUUGUUUUCCUCUGAGGACACAAAUUACUGUGGGGCAUACACGGCUGGCUGUAAGCUCACCAUGGUCUUCUUUCAGUAUUGCAUCAUGUCUAACUACAGCUGGCUCCUGGUGGAAGGACUGUACCUCCACACUCUCCUGGUGAUUUCCUUCUUCUCGGAAAGAAAGUUCCUCUUGUGGUUCAUCGCCCUCGGAUGGGGUGCCCCAGCGGUGUUUGUGGCUGCAUGGGCGACCGCUCGGCAGCUCCAUGAAAAUAUUGGGUGUUGGGACAUUAACACUGAUGCCAAUACCUGGUGGAUCAUUAGAGGCCCUAUAGUUGUGUCUAUAUUUAUUAAUUUCAUCCUCUUUGUCAACAUUUUAAGAAUCCUGAUGAGGAAGCUCAGCUCCCCUGAAAAACGGAGCAGUGAUUUCAACCAAUACAAGAGACUUGCAAAGUCAACACUCCUCCUCAUCCCUCUCUUUGGGGUCCACUAUAUCAUCUUUGCUUUUUUCCCUGAGGAUGCAAACAGUGGCACAAUGGAAAUUCAGCUGUUUUUUGAAUUGGCUCUUGGAUCAUUCCAGGGCUUUGUUGUGGCUGUACUUUAUUGUUUUCUUAAUGGUGAGGUUCAGCUGGAAGUUCAGAGAAAGUGGAGGCAGUGGCAUUUAAGCAAGCACUGGCGACAGCACCUCAGCAUGUCAGCGAGUAAUGGAGGGAGUGGCUUGACCCAAGAGAUGCAGAUGGUGAGGUCCAGCCCAGCAGAGCACAGGAGAGGAACCCUCCAAAGGUCAAGUGUGCUGUAA